GCACCUGUCCCACACACACAGUCUAUCUCACACACAUAUACAGAGAGAGGCUCUAAUCAGUCGUCCCUAUGUGUGGAUGGGACCAAAGUUACACGGCGACCUCUCAUAGCUCGGCCAUGUUGACCAGUGAGGGGGCGCACACCAUGGAGCAGGACGACACACAACACGGAGUGAAAAUGGCCUCCGCCGCCACCACCACCACAACGACAGCCGCCGCCGGUGCCAGUUCAGACGGAGCGGAGACAAUGACAGACACAGACGUAGACAUGGAGAUGGAGGAGGCGGACAUGACACGCUGGACGGAGGAAGACUUUGAGGAGAAGUGCACGUACAUUGUCAAAGACACACCGUGGGAGGCGGGGCCAGAUGGUGACGCCAUGGCAACGACAACAACCAGAGCAGAGGCGUCUCUGCCCAGAAACCUGGCGUUCAAGCACUCAGCUGAUAGCAAGGUGGUCGGCGUGUGCAGCAGGGAGUACAUCCCCAAGGGAACUCGCUUCGGUCCCCUGGUGGGCGAGAUCUACACGGCCGACAGCGUCCCCAAGGAUGCCAACCGGAAGUACUUUUGGAGAAUCUAUGAGGACAGAGAGUUCCACCACUUCGUCGACGGCCUGGACGAGACCCGCUCUAACUGGAUGCGGUACGUGAACCCUGCCCACUCGGAGGCAGAGCAGAACCUGGCGGCUUGUCAGAAUGGCAUGGAGAUUUACUUCUACACGGUGAAGCCCGUCCCAGCCGGCGCCGAGCUGCUCGUGUGGUACUGCCACGACUUCGCCCGACGCCUCAACUACCCGCCGUCCGGAGAGCUGAUGAUGCAGAAACUCAAGCAGUCUCUCCUGGAGGUCAAGCAGCAGCAGGUGAGCAGUGAGGAGCGUGCGGUGGAAGCCUCCAGCCCGUCCCCCAUCUCGGUGACCCCCACCCCGCCCAAGAGGGAACACAGCGUCCUCUCAAUUCUGCGCGGCACCAACAGCACCUCUUCCUCCUCGUCCUCCAGACGGGAGCCCAGCCGGCCGCUUCCCACCCGCCCCCGCUGCGCCGACAGCCCCGAGCGCCCUUUGUACCCCCGCGCCAUCUACCCGGCUCUCAGGACCCACCCUCACGCCCCCGAAGACUUCCUCGGCCACAAGCCCGGCCAGCUGGGUUACCCUCGUUCCCCUGGCAACCAGUCCUCGGCUACACCCAGCCCGUCGGCGAGGAGCAGCCCAGACAGCAGCCCUCAAGGGAGCCCCUCUGGGCCGGUGCCAUCCCCUGCAUCUUUCUACCCCACCGGACUGAGUCCCUACCCCGGUUACUCCCCGCCAUCUGCACCCCUCUCAUCACCCUUCUACCCUCCAGGAGCCCCUUACUCUCGCUACCUCCUGCCCCAUCAUUACCCUCUGCCCGGAGGAACCGUCCUUCCCAGGAUGUACCCCCUCUACAGCAACCUCCUGCCCCAUCACAUGCCCCUCCUGCCCUCCGACACAGCGGGGUUGAGAUACCUGAUGACCGACCCUCACCGCCCUUCCUCCAUCUCCGCUCACAGAGACUUCCUCUUUCCCGGGCCCACCAGCGCCUUCUCAGCGGCCACCUCUCUGAAGGACAAAGCCGGGCCUCACCACCCUUAUCCGGGGCACCCUCACCCACACGGAUCGGCCCACGCCCCCUCCAGCGGAUCCCCAACAGCAGGCACAGCGCCUCCCAGCGAGCGGGUACCAACCAAGCCUACCUCAGCUAUGCUGGGCAACACCAGCGACCAUCACUCCGACGAGGAGGCCAUCAACUUGUCCAAAGUGAAGCGGGGCAUUGGCUCAGCCGGCUACAAGGCGCUGCCCUACCCACUGAAGAAGCAGAACGGCAAAAUCAAGUACGAGUGCAACGUGUGCAGCAAGACCUUUGGACAGCUGUCAAACCUGAAGGUUCAUCUUCGUGUCCACAGUGGAGAGAGACCCUUCAAAUGUCAGACUUGUAGUAAAGGCUUCACCCAGCUGGCUCACCUGCAGAAACACUACCUGGUCCAUACUGGGGAGAAGCCACAUGAAUGCCAGGUUUGUCACAAGCGCUUCAGCAGCACCAGCAACCUAAAGACUCACCUGCGCCUCCACUCAGGGGAGAAGCCCUACCACUGCAAACUCUGCCCAGCCAAGUUCACCCAGUUCGUCCACCUCAAAUUGCACAAGCGGCUGCACUCCCGCGAGCGUCCACACAAAUGCGCCCAUUGCCACCGCCACUACAUCCACCUGUGCAGCCUCCGACUUCACCUGAAGGGCUACUGCCUGGCGGCCAGCACCGGCCCCAGCACCUCGGCCGCCAUGGAAGAGAUGCAGCGCGCCAACGAGGAGAUCGAGCGCUUCGACGUCAGCGAGCACGCCGAGCAGCUGGAGCAGCUGCAGGGAGGGAUGGAGGUGGAGGACAUGUUGGAGAAGCAGGUCUUGGGGAUGCUGUGGAGGGAGGCCGACAUCGAGUCCUCCCACUUUCACUCCCGCCACAAGAGCAGCGCCAGCGAGCUUCUGUCAGCGGGUUACGGCGUAUACGAGUCCCCAAACGAGACGUCGGUCAUCAAGAUGCGGCGCAGCAGCCCCAUCACGCCACUUCCUGCCAACGUCACUGUCAAGCAGGAGUCAGAGGAUCACGCUUAAAGUUACUUUUGAACCCCAAAGAACAAAAAGUCAGACUGCAUGACUCAAGGCGGACUGGGUUGCCAGGAGCAACAGCUGUAAAUAAAUAAUUCUCUACCUGGUCGUCAUCAGGAGUGACAUCAUGACCACACCAGGUUUUCAACCUAUCAGGGACUCGCGUACUCAGGGCUACAAGAGACACUGUCCCAUGACUACUUAGCGGUAUCAGCGUUCAAUAUACUUAUAGACAAUCAUCUACCCAGGACUUACCUUCAGUGUAAUUAAUAUAAUGCUAUUAUCAUUAUUGUUGUUGUAUUAUUUGGUCUCUAUUUUCAAAUGUCCUUGUUUUUUUUUGUUUUUUUUGAUCAGUUAGUUGUUAUAUAACCUCCUUAAUUUAUUAUACUUUUUAUUUGUUGUCUUCAAAAGCAAUAAGUGGAAGGCAUGGUUACACUGACGGGGUGAAAUCAAUGUAAAAGACUAUUUUUUUUGUUCAUAUUUCGUUUUUUGUUUUUUUUUUCUCUGUGGCCAUUUCUGUGUAGAUAGUCACUCUCUCUAUGCCUGUAUCCGUCCUGUGACCUCUGACCCAUAGAACCAGGGGUGUCCACUCUUCAGGGUUUUAUCUAUUUAAAUUUUUUUAAAACGAUAUAGCAGGUUAAAACAAAAAGGGUUGAAAACCUUGCCAAAUUACGGCACAUAAAUUUGUUAAUUUAGCAAAAAAAAAAAAAGAGCUUUAUUUCAACCUUGCUUGAUAGCUUCCCUAAAAGUAUGUCUGUGUCCUUUUCUGAUGCCUACUUAAUUUAAAACGAAACGAAAAAGGGCAUUUUUUUGUAUAUUUUUCACAACGGUUACCUCAGUGUGCAUGUGAAGACAUGAGUGUGUGUUUAAGUGUGUGUGUUUAAAAGGGACAGCUGAAGGUGGGAGCUUUCUAUUUAUUUGCUUUUUUUGCUACUUGAAGAAGAAGAAACCAAACUGAACUGGAGUGCAGCUCUUCACGUGGUCCAAAGGAGCGGCGGCGGCGGCGUUGGCGGUGAAUCCUCCGCCGGCUCAACAUGUAGCACAUAACGGACUCGGGAGGCCGGCGGGACGCCUCCCUCUCGUUCCUCCUCUUGUUGUUUUUGUUGUUGUUGUUGUUGUUUUUUUUACUGCACUGUCAACCACCCAACAGGGAAGUGAAUGUCCUCAGAUUUAAGGAUUCACACUUGACGCUAGUAACCAAAGUUCAUGUUGCUUUAAUUUCAAACGCACACCAAAAAGACACACAAACACACACACACAAAAAAGAAAAAGAAAAAUUAAAACAAGGGAAGAAGGACUUGAGGAAUCAAAAUGCUGAAGAAGAGAAGAUGUUGUAUGUAUAUGAUGAUGAUGAUGAUGAUGAUGAUGAUGAUGAUGAUGAUGAAGUGUUCGCUCCUUAGCUGUGGUCUCUCAUUUUUUAGACGUUUUGUUGUUUUUUUUUGUUCUUGUUGUUUGUUAAUAUUUUGGUUGAGAAAAAAUAGCCCCCUUCUUCAACCCCACCCGUCCGCCAUCUUGUUAACGAACUGGCAUACACCAAAGCACCUCGGCCUUCUUUUAUGCACUGGCCCCCCCCCCUCUUCCUCCUCCUCCUCCUCUUCCUCCUCCUCCUCCUACUUUAUAAACUUCAGUGCCGAUGCUUGCACCAUUUACAACGUGUACAAUAUCACUGAAACUGGUAAUGAUGGCAUGAAGACUUAACUUAAAUGUUACUACAGCAGCUGUGAUUUUUUGUUUUGCAGCAGCAGCAGUUGUGCAUCAAAAAUCUGAAUUUCCCUGUAACUCCUUCUGAUUCGUUAUGUUUGUCUCUUUACUAAUG
Molecule: messenger RNA, 4425 nt
Organism: Scomber scombrus (Atlantic mackerel)
Lineage: Eukaryota; Metazoa; Chordata; Actinopteri; Scombriformes; Scombridae
Gene: prdm1a
Product: PR domain containing 1a, with ZNF domain
Exons: 7
Coding region: 69-2615 (848 amino acids)
Biological process (GO): cell fate commitment; regulation of transcription by RNA polymerase II
Cellular component (GO): cytoplasm; nucleus
Molecular function (GO): DNA-binding transcription repressor activity, RNA polymerase II-specific; histone deacetylase binding; RNA polymerase II cis-regulatory region sequence-specific DNA binding
Source: RefSeq, a predicted model, not a curated record